Molecule: messenger RNA, 1037 nt
Organism: Calypte anna (Anna's hummingbird)
Lineage: Eukaryota; Metazoa; Chordata; Aves; Apodiformes; Trochilidae
Exons: 2
Coding region: 264-1037 (257 amino acids)
Source: RefSeq, a predicted model, not a curated record
CCUCCUCCUCUUCCUCCUGCUCGGUUUGCCGGGCAGGCUCCCGGCUGCAGCUUGCUGGCGGAGAGGCCACCUUUGUCUGCCAGUCCGACCGCCCUCCUCCUCCUCCUGCUGCCAGAGCUAUUUCGGGAAACAGCAGCUGAGCCGGAGGAUUGUUAAUUGUUCAUCAAGCCCUUCCAGCGGGGUUGGAUCACAUGCGGAGAUGAGAGCGCCUGUCACACCCCCCGCCUCCUCUGUCCCCCCUGGACCCGCCGGGCCGGGGGGCAAUGCCCCCUGUGCGGACAGACCGAUGGACACGGAGUGCCGGGCACACCGGAGCCACCGAGGUGAUGGUUCCCACGCCACGCCGAACCCUGGAUGGUGGUUUCUCAGAGGUGGAAGAUGGAGGGUCCCUGCUGCAAGCCCUGAAGCACCUCCUGGCUUUCCCAGAACAGGACCUGCACACAACAUUUUUGUAUGCUUUACCUGGAGCUGUGUCUGGAGAUGGUGGGUUGCCCCUUGUGUCCCCCAGCCACCAAGCUGGCCUUGCCAUCGUGUUUCACAGCUUCAGCAAAAGAGAGGUUUCAGUUCCCAAAGCUCCGUCGUGGUCCCCAUCACUUCUGGUGGUUCUGGGUCCUCCCCCACUCUCCCUUACAGCCCUUCCUCCUUUAACCUGGGGUUUCUCUGAGUUCCAAAGCUGGACCCCUGAGGCAGAUCUCCACCUGGCAGCUUCUGAUCAAGACUGGGGCAGGUUUUCUUGGAAGUAUUCAGAGGUGCAUUUCUCCCUGUACCCAACACCAGUUCCCCCUCUGACACCACAAGAUGCCAGAGCGGUGCAAGCACCAGGGAACCAUCCGUGCAGGACAGGGGAUGCUCUUGGGUCGGGUUGGGUUUCCCUCCUCCUCCCAGCAAUGUUUCACUUGUUUGGGUGGAAAUUCCCAUUUCCACCUGUCGUUCUGACCGAGCCAAUGCGGGGUGCGGCGGAUCUGGGGUGCUGUCCCACAGACACCAUUGGGGUGGUGGGGCCCACCAGCCGCCCCUCUCUGGCGUUGCCGCUUUAA